This is a messenger RNA of Heterobilharzia americana, 507 nucleotides long. The record is from the annotation of a GenBank genome assembly. Lineage: Eukaryota; Metazoa; Platyhelminthes; Trematoda; Strigeidida; Schistosomatidae.
AUGAAGUAUCAUCCUAAAUUAACUGAAGAGGCUGGUGAGUAUUUGGUUCGUGAAUACGUGGAAAUGCGAAAAUUAGGUUCAGGCCGCGGACAGAUCUCUGCAUAUCCUCGUCAACUUGAGUCACUUGUGCGUUUAGCUGAAGCUCAUGCUCGUUUACGUUUAUCAAAUCAAGUCACCGCUGAUGAUUGUCGUGAAGCGCGGCGUUUACAACGAGAAGCUUUAAAACAAGCUGCUAUCGAUCCAGCUACUGGUAUCAUCGAUAUCAAUAUCUUAACCACAGGGAUCAGUAGUAGUGUGCGUAAACGACGCGAAGAAAUGGCAAUGGCAAUAUGGUCUCUUCUUGAGGAGCGUCCACGUGUGCUCACUUUCGUUUAUUCUCGUGUACUAGAAGAAUUACGUGCACGUUCCGAGCGUAUGAUUACACGUGAAAAUUUCGAGGAUGGAUUGAAUUUUUUGAAAAACACCAAUAAAAUUGAUUGGGCAGGGAACACAAUACGCAAACGCUAA